AUGGACCUUCCUUUGCUGCAUGAAAAUCACACCUUUAUAUUAACAACGUCAUGGAAUAGUGUCAGUGAUACAAAGAAAGGAUUAGAAUUGAUGUACCCUAAUAAGAGUUCAACAGUUGUUGUAUUUUACAACAAGAAGACUAACUUCACCCAGCCUUUUGUAUGCCUACUUUCAAAUAAGGCUGGCAUGAAGGGGCUACCUGCCUUAGUUGAAGCAAUAUCAAAGCCCUUGUUCUUUGAGAAAAUUUUGGCCCACUUGAUUACGAGAAAUGGCAAUCUGGUAGUUUUCCACUGUGGAAAAGGAGAAGCACUGCAGGCAGGAAGGAAGAAGGGCCUGAAUGUUGUUGGGAUUGAUGCGAGAAAUGAAAUGGUCCGAUCCUGUAAUAAAUUAUUAUAUUAA
Molecule: messenger RNA, 399 nt
Organism: Saccostrea echinata
Lineage: Eukaryota; Metazoa; Mollusca; Bivalvia; Ostreida; Ostreidae
Exons: 3
Coding region: 1-399 (132 amino acids)
Source: RefSeq, a predicted model, not a curated record